Molecule: messenger RNA, 1552 nt
Organism: Labeo rohita (rohu)
Lineage: Eukaryota; Metazoa; Chordata; Actinopteri; Cypriniformes; Cyprinidae
Product: immunoglobulin superfamily member 1
Exons: 9
Coding region: 1-1533 (510 amino acids)
Biological process (GO): cell surface receptor signaling pathway
Molecular function (GO): transmembrane signaling receptor activity
Source: RefSeq, a predicted model, not a curated record
AUGAGGGUGCUAAUUUCAAUCAUUCACUCUGGACAAACUGAAGAAAAACCAAAAGCCGAAGUAACCAUUAAACCUGCUCAACAUGUAUUCAGAGGAGACACAGCCACUCUCAGAUGUGACAUAAAUGGUGAAGGAGUCACAAAGACUCUCUGGCAUAAAGAAGGUUUGACUAGUGUUUUCAGUGAACUGCAGGAACACACAUUCAGUUCUGUUAAUGAGUCUGACGCAGGUAAAUACACCUGUUAUGGAUCAAACGGAUCAGACUGGUCACAAAUAAGUGAUGCAGUUACACUGACAGUAUCAGAAAGACCAAAACCCAAAGUGACCAUUAAACCUGCUCAACAUGUAUUCAGAGGAGACGCAGUCACUCUCAGAUGUGAUAUAAAUCAUGAAGGCGUCACUAGCUGGAGCUACAGCUGGUAUAAAGAAGGUUCAACCAGUGUUUUCAGUGAUCGACAGGAACACACAUUCAGUCCUGUUAAAAAAUCUUAUGCAGGUAAAUACUCCUGUAAAGGAUCAGAGACAGAAGGAUCACGCUGGUCACAAAUGAGUGAUGCAGUUACACUGAGAGUAUCAGAUCCCAGAGCAGUUUUAAGUGUUUCUCCACAGAAGUGGUUGACUGAAGGAGAUCCAGUGACUCUGAUCUGUGAGGUUUACAGUUUCUCUACAGGCUGGACAUUCAGCUGGUUCACUUUAACUGUCUCAGCAGAUAACAGCCAUCAUUAUAAUCUGCUCUCAGACAGCAGCAGAGGAGCAGGAGGAAACUACACUGUCAGUUCUGCUGCUCUAAAUCACACAGGAGUUUAUUCGUGCAGAGCAGAGAGAGAGAAACCAGCCUAUAAAACACAGUACAGCAACACACAGCUGCUGUGGGUCACUGGUGUUUCUCCUCCAGUCUCUCUGAUCGUCGGUUCCAGCAGAACUCAACACUUUACAUCUGUCUCUCUCUCUCUGAGCUGUGAGGACCAGAGUAACUCUGAUAGAUGGAGAGUGAGAAGAUACACUGACGGUGGACGGCUGGAAGAUUGUUCAUCAUUACAUCGAGGAUCACAAACAGGAUCUACAUGUACAAUCAGCUCCACCAACACAUCAGACACUGGAGUGUACUGGUGUGAGUCUGAAUCUGAAGCUAAAUAUCACUCUGUUAAUAUCACUGUACACUUAUCUGGUGUGAUUCUGGAGAGUCCUGUUCAUCCUGUGACUGAAGGAGAUCAUCUGAUUCUACACUGUUUAUAUCAACAUACAACCUCACCAAACCUCAGAGCUGAUUUCUAUAAAGAUGGAUCACUCAUCCAGAAUCAAACUACAGAGAUGAGCAUUACUACUGUCUCAAAGUCACAUGAGGGUUUCUAUUACUGCAAACACCCAGAGAGAGGAGAGUCACCCAAGAGCUGGAUCUCAGUCAGAGUGUUUCAUUCAGAAUCUCAGAUCUGUUUCCUCAACAUACUCAGUUCUGUUCUGACAGUUUGUCCAUAUCUGCUAGUGACAGUCAUGCUGAUUUUCAAAUGCGGCAGAAUGAGAGGUAAAACAUGACUGAUUUGUUAUAAGUUAU